Molecule: messenger RNA, 1912 nt
Organism: Drosophila arizonae
Lineage: Eukaryota; Metazoa; Arthropoda; Insecta; Diptera; Drosophilidae
Gene: U4-U6-60K
Product: U4-U6 small nuclear riboprotein factor 60K
Biological process (GO): mRNA splicing, via spliceosome
Cellular component (GO): U4/U6 x U5 tri-snRNP complex
Molecular function (GO): U6 snRNA binding; protein binding; U4 snRNA binding
Source: RefSeq, a predicted model, not a curated record
GAUAUAUCGAUGCGAUAAACGUUUGCAGUGGCUUUUUGUUGUUUAUUUCGUUGGCGUAAUUUUUGUUUUAAAAAUUAAUUAUUUUGGAUUAAAAGAUAAUGUCAGAUGACGAUGAUAUCCAGUACAUAAAGCGACAGCGUACCCUGCAUUAUGGCUCGCUGGAAGAAACAGAACGCAAGCGGCAAACUGGCGUGGCGUCUUCUGUUACCGGCACAACGCCGGCUGCAACAACAACUGCCGCCCAGCUGGAAGACAUUGAUUCUGACGAGGACUAUGAGGAGACUAACAAAAAGUCCAAUGCCACAAAAGUUGGCAUGCCACCGCCCACUGCAGCGUCGUUGGCCAACAAAAUUGACGAUGAUUACUUCGAUUUGGAGACCGAGAUGGAGCGCGACAAGGUGGCGUUGCUAGAGGAGUUCGAGCGAAAAAAACGAGCACGACAAAUAAAUGUAUCCACAGACGAUGCCGAGAUCAAAAACAAUUUGCGACAAUUAAACGAGCCAAUUUGCUAUUUCGGUGAGGGUCCAGCGGAACGACGUCGACGACUUAAGGAGCUGCUCGCCAGUUUGGGUGAAAACGCUAUCAAGCAGAAGCAGACCGAGGAGGAGGAGCGUAAGCUGCAACAACGUGAACAGGAAGCCACAUGGUAUCACGAGGGACCCGAAACACUGCGUGUGGCACGCCUUUGGCUCGCGGACUAUUCCCUGCCACGUGCUCGCGAUCGCCUUGAGCGCGCUAGGCAGGCAUUAGAAGUGCCCAGCGCGACGCGAGCCGGUCGUAUGGUGGAGAUGCAAAAGAAGCUACAGUCAUUGGCACCGCUCUGCUCCCAGGUGGGAGACACGCGGCCCGUAAGUAGUGCAGCCUUCAACGAGGACUCUUCGCUGCUGAUGACUGCCUCGUGGUCGGGCCUAUGUAAGCUCUGGAGUGUACCCAACUGCGAGUUGAAGCAAACGAUGCGGGGCCACGCCAGCUAUGUGGGUGGCGUAGCGCUCAGGCCUGGAGUAAAGCUGGAUGAAGAAAAUGUUGUGGCCAUGGCUUCGGGCGGCCACGAUGGCGCUGUCAAAUUGUGGGGGUUUGGCAACGAAGAAUCCAUUGCUGACAUAACUGGCCACAUGCCACAUCGCGUGUCCAAGGUAGCAUUCCACCCAUCGGGCCGCUUUCUUGCGACAGCCUGCUACGAUUCGUCUUGGCGUUUGUGGGAUCUGGAACAAAAGACAGAGGUCCUACAUCAGGAGGGACACGCUAAGCCGGUGCAUUGCCUCAGCUACCAGUCCGAUGGCAGUGUUCUGGUGACCGGCGGCUUGGAUGCCUUCGGCCGUGUCUGGGAUCUGCGCACGGGCCGUUGUAUCAUGUUCCUUGAGGGCCACUUGGGGGCUAUAUUCGGCGUAGACUUUUCGCCCAAUGGCUUUCAUAUAGCCACCGGCUCGCAGGACAACACCUGUAAAAUCUGGGACUUACGUCGUCGUCAGCCCGUUUACACCAUACCAGCGCACACAAAUCUCAUUUCGGAUGUUAAGUACCAGCAGGAUGGCGGUAGCUUCUUGGUUACCUGCUCCUACGAUUCGACCACAAAGAUCUGGUCUAACAAAACAUGGCAGCCGCUGAAGACACUGCAGGGGCACGACAAUAAGGUGAUUUCCGUUGAUGUCUCCCCCAAUUCGCAGUAUAUAGCGACAACAUCGUUCGAUCGCACCUUCAAGCUGUGGGCGCCAGAUAGUUGAUUUUCAUACACUCAUAUAAACAUCGGCUGCUUAUACAUCCGAUUUGUUAUAAGCUCAAUUUGUAUUUAACUGUUUUUCGUUGAAACACAAUAGCCCAAACGUUUUCUUUCAUAUUUCACAUUUCAGUUUUUAUAACACAAUUUGUUAUUUUAGUUAGGCGAAACAAUGCAUUUCGUACAUAUAAGACUUUU